This is a messenger RNA of Equus quagga, 2714 nucleotides long. RefSeq names its product optineurin (gene OPTN). The transcript is spliced from 14 exons. Gene Ontology annotation, cellular component: nucleus; Golgi apparatus; cytoplasm. Bases 169 to 1893 code for a protein of 574 amino acids. Lineage: Eukaryota; Metazoa; Chordata; Mammalia; Perissodactyla; Equidae. Gene Ontology annotation, molecular function: K63-linked polyubiquitin modification-dependent protein binding. The record is from RefSeq and is a predicted model, not a curated record. Gene Ontology annotation, biological process: protein localization to Golgi apparatus; regulation of canonical NF-kappaB signal transduction; Golgi ribbon formation.
AAGCGCUGGGCGGGGUCGCGAGGCAGCACGUCAGCUCUCGCUGUUCGCAAGCACCCUGGCCGAUCCCCUAGUCUGCAUCCGGGUCGGGAGCCCUCCUCCAGUGGGCGCGAUGCCGAGGAAGCAGUGACCCCCGGAGAGGCCGGAGCGCGGGCGCUGGGAACUGCUGCCAUGUCCCACCAACCACUUAGCUGCCUGACUGAAAAGGGGGACAGCCCCAUUGAAACCACAGGAAAUGGACCCCCCCAUCUAGCUCACCCAAGCCUGGACACGUUCACACCAGAGGAGCUGCUGCAGCAGAUGAAAGAGCUCCUAACUGAGAAUCAUCAGCUGAAAGAAGCCAUGAAGCUAAAUAAUCAAGCUAUGAAAGGGCGAUUUGAGGAGCUUUCAGCCUGGACAGAGAAACAGAAGGAAGAACGCCUUUUUUUUGAGAUCCAGAGCAAAGAAGCCAAAGAGCGCCUAAUGGCUUUGAGUCAUGAAAAUGAAAAAUUGAAGGAAGAACUUGGAAAACUAAAGGGAAAAACAGAAAGGUCAUUCGAGGACCCUACUGGGGACCCCAAGGUCCCCAAGGCAGAAGCAGAACAGGAAAUGGAACAGCUGAAGACCCAGGUGGCACGCCUUCAAGCUGAAAAGGCAGAUCUGCUGGGCAUUGUGUCUGAACUGCAACUCAAGCUGAACUCAAGCGGCCCCUCUGAAGACUCCUUUGUUGAAAUUAGGAUGGCUGAAGGAGAAGCAGAUGUGGCAAUGAAAGAAUUGAAGACUCGUCCUGGGCGCACAAGAACUGAGUCUAUUGACAUGAGCAAAUCUGCAGAAGGUACCAGAAAUUAUUUGGAGUUUGAGGAAUUAACUGUGAGCCAGCUCAUGCUUUGUCUGAGGGAAGGAAACCAGAAGGUGGAGAGACUUGAAAUUGCCCUCAAAGAAGCCAAAGAAAGAAUUUCAUAUUUUGAAAAGAAAGUCAAUGAUCGUUCUGAAAUUGAGACCCAGACAGAGGAGAGCAAAGAAAAAGAGAAAGAAGAGGAGAAAAGCACAGAAACUAUUGGAAGUGAAGUGGAAACACUGAACCUUCAGGUGACAACCCUGUUUAAGGAGCUUCAAGAGGCUCAUACAAAACUCAGUGAAGCUGAGCUAAUGAAGAAGAGACUUCAAGAAAAAUGCCAGGCCCUUGAAAGGAAAAAUUCUGCAACCCCAUCAGAAUUGAAUGAAAAGCAAGAGCUUGUUUAUAAUAACAGAAAGUUAGAGCUACAAGUGGAAAGCAUGCGGUCAGAAAUCAAGAUGGAGCAAGCCAAAACAGAAGAAGAAAAGUCCAAGUUAGCCUCUCUACAGCUGACACACAACAGGCUUCUUCAAGAAUACAACAGUGCAUUGAAAAUGAUUGAGGAGCUACAAAGGAAAGAGUCAGAAAAAGUGGAUAAGGUGGUGCUGCAGGAAGUAAAUGAAAAACUGGAACUGGCAGAGAAGGCCUUGGCCUCCAAGCAGCUUCAGAUGGAUGAGAUGAAGCAGACCAUCGCCAAGCAGGAGGAGGACCUGGAAACCAUGACUGUUCUUAGGGCUCAGAUGGAGGUUUACUGUUCUGACUUUCACGCUGAAAGAGCAGCGAGAGAGAAGAUUCACGAAGAAAAGGAGCAGCUGGCCUUGCAGCUGGCGAUUUUGCUGAAAGAGAAUAAUGCUUUUGAAGACGGAGGCAGUAGGCAGUCCUUGAUGGAAAUGCAGAGCCGUCAUGGGGCAAGAACAAGUGACUCUGACCAGCAGGUUUACCUUGUUGAAAGAGGAGCUGAGGAUAGAAACUGGCAGCAACAGCAACAACGGAAUAUUCCAAUUCAUUCUUGCCCCAAAUGUGGAGAAGUUCUGCCCGACAUAGAUACCUUACAGAUUCAUGUUAUGGACUGCAUCAUUUAAGUGUCGAUGUUUCACUUCCCCAACUGUUGGUAAAUGUCAAGAUUUUCUUCCUCCAAGAGUUGUACUUUUGUGUUAUUUGUUUCCACUCAAAUAUUUUGGCUCAUUGUUUGUUUUAGGAAAAAGAAAAUGCAUAUGUUCUAAACAGGACAUUUUUUGUGGAUUUCCAUAAACUCACAAAAUAGAAUCCGUAACAUACCAGUCUCCUGAUCAUAAAUUCACUUUUUUUUUAACGUUCAGUUUAUGUGAGCACGGACUGCUCAUGCAGUUAAUGAGCGUAUGACAUCAUGGGACAGAAUAAGUGUAGUUAGAUGGAAGAAGCCUCGCUGAGAGAUUUUAGGAACUUUUUAAGGAGGUAGGAAAAAUGAAGUGGUCACAGGUUUAAUCAAGUAAAGUGUCUUUGAAGUAUUUUUAAAAUAAAUUAUAUUGUUAUUUUUCUUCAUCCACAAGACACAUCUGUUUGGGGUUGUGUAUAUAUGUGUAUGUCGUAGUUUUAUGGCAGCCACAGUCAUUGCACCAAAGUUAUGAGAUGGCUCUUUCCAUAUAAGCACUGUAAGCUUGUACUUGAUCAUCCGGACAAGUGCAGAAAUACUGGCACACAUGACGUAGAGACGUCAGGUUUGCUGGAUUUCAUAUAACCAUCACAGUGUAAAGAAGUUAUCUUCAUUCUUUCAUUGUGCUGCAGGUAUAUGGGCCUAUACGGUAGACAGUUGAUUAACUGCUAAAAGGAACAGCUGUCUAUUAAUUUUCUUCCUGGAUCAGGCUAUGUAUUCAUAAUCACAAAAUAGUUACUGCAAAAUAAAAUUUUGCUUAUGACUCUUUCA